AUUGUAAGCAGAACAUAUUCGGAUUCAUGUUCUUAUUUAUUCUUAUUUUUUAUGUAUACAGUGUUCUUCUGUUCAGGUCAAUGCACGAUAACAUACGUCGUCUCGCCAUAGCCAAUAGAAUAUCGAGAGCUGGCUGGUAGGCGUGAUAUCAGACAAUUUUGCCGCGAAAGUGUAGCAUGUUUUUGGGUCUGACAACUCGUCUGAAUAGUUUUUCUUUUUAUUUUCUCGUUUGUAGUCAGCAGUAAGUUGAAGAAAAUGGAGAAGGAAAUGUUUACAAAACUUGCAUCAAAAAUGGGUAUAUCCUCUACAAGAAUUAUACGCCAAGCUGAGGAGUAUGUGCGGUUAUCCCAGGUUAAAUGCACAGGACUGCGAAAUACGACGGGUACAAGUAAAGCAGUAAUUUGCCUGGAAUUGGCAGCCACGUCAAUGAAAUCACCUCUGGACAAGGAAUAUGCCAUCAAAUUAUCCGGGUUGAACAAGAAGCAGUAUCAAAGCACUCUGAAGGCCAUGGAAUGCAUGCUCGGCCUUGAAUCUCACAUGGGACUCCGGGACAUAGCUGUUCAGUAUGGCUGCAUUGAUGCAGUUAAAGUAGCAUCCCAAAUACUAGAAAGGUAUGAAGCAAGUCUUCCUGCUGCUCAGCGAAAAGACAUUGACCUGUCCAAACCCCUCUUCACUACAGCUGCUUUGAACGCUGCAUGCAAAUGUUUGAAGAUCAAAGUGGACAUGAAGUUGGCAGCAUCGUCUGGUGCUAAAAAAGGAAUCUUUGACAGGCUGUCCACCCAGCUCCAGAAAUUGGGACAGGACAUCUUCAAAGAAGCAACUCCAGUGAGAAACCCUGUUCAAAAGGCACAAAAGAGACAGAAAACACUCAUAGAAAGUAUUGAGCAAAAAGAAGAGGAAGAUCUGGAAACGUCUCCAAAGCAGCAGAAACGGGACUCUGAGGAGAGCAAUACAGAGGAUUACGAGGAAUGGAAGCGAAAAAUCUUGGAAAAUGCGCUAAAAGCAAAAGCAGUUGAUGUGUGACUUAAUUUUGACACUCAUUGCUUCUUGUUUAUUAACAAAGAGGACGUUGGCGCAAUCAUGACACAAAAGGGGAAAACAUCCCCACAAUAGCUUGGGCAUGUUAGCAGUGACACUACUGUUAUCUUUGAGGCUGGAGUUCACAUGAGGAGACACUGAUUGUGAACUUUAAUGAGCAGGUACACUAAUAAGCAGGUACAUGUCUGAUAAUGAAGUGCGUACAAGCUCUGUAUCACUGUUAACUGAAUUUGUUAGAGCAGGCAGAUAUGGGGUGAUUUUUAUUUUUAUUGCAGUGUUUUUACCAUGUUCUGUUGCCUGACUCCUAACAGCAAGCAUGUUUUGUUUCUUUAAUAUGUAAUGUUGUGCCACUGGUUUACCGUAUAUGGAAGAGAGGCACGCAUGUUGUUCGUGUUGCUUUUUAGAUUUAACAUUCACAUGCUGUUGUGU
This is a messenger RNA of Esox lucius (northern pike), 1467 nucleotides long. It is a transcript of the gene orc6, whose product is annotated as origin recognition complex, subunit 6. Gene Ontology annotation, biological process: DNA replication initiation; DNA replication. Gene Ontology annotation, cellular component: nuclear origin of replication recognition complex. The transcript is spliced from 7 exons. NCBI's taxonomy places the organism in Eukaryota, Metazoa, Chordata, Actinopteri, Esociformes, Esocidae. Bases 256 to 1023 code for a protein of 255 amino acids. Gene Ontology annotation, molecular function: DNA binding. The record is from RefSeq and is a predicted model, not a curated record.